This is a messenger RNA of Wyeomyia smithii (pitcher-plant mosquito), 2026 nucleotides long. RefSeq names its product transcription factor grauzone-like. The transcript has 3 exons. NCBI's taxonomy places the organism in Eukaryota, Metazoa, Arthropoda, Insecta, Diptera, Culicidae. Gene Ontology annotation, biological process: regulation of transcription by RNA polymerase II. Gene Ontology annotation, cellular component: nucleus. The record is from RefSeq and is a predicted model, not a curated record. Bases 424 to 1671 code for a protein of 415 amino acids. Gene Ontology annotation, molecular function: DNA-binding transcription factor activity, RNA polymerase II-specific; zinc ion binding; RNA polymerase II transcription regulatory region sequence-specific DNA binding.
UUCGAGCAGUUGCAGACAUUUUUCAAAAACAUCUGGCAUCUCUGCAACCUUGUCAACAUUAAAAAAUGUUGAUUUGAUAGACUUGAUCGCACGGAUAGCACAGAAUUAUCAAUUGAUAAAACAAAUUCUUAUAAUAUUAUGACGAUUAUGACAAAUUCUACGUUAUUCAUUAUUGUGCUAUUGAUUUUCUUAUAAAACAAUGGAGGCACAAGAUACUGAAUGCAGACUUUGCUUGGAUCCUGUUGCAGACAGUGCACAAACUAUCGAACACCCUCAAACGAAGCGACAAUUAGCGCAAGUUUUUCAAUUUCCGAUUUCUUGCAUUGAUAGGACAAACAUAAACAACAACGUGAAUAACUGCAUGUAAUUCACUUACAGAUUGACUUGCGGAUAGGAUAUCCUUCUGGCAUUUGUCGAAGGUGUAUGCAGAUCAUAGCGGAUUUUUAUGAUUACACGGAAAAAGUUCAAGAAACUCAAAAGAAGCUGAGCAACAGAAUUAGAAAUGUUCAAAAUAUUAUUCCCGAUCCGCAAUUUGUAGCAGUUAAAAAUGAACCAAUUGACCAGUGGGAAGCAUUGUCGGAAGGCAAUGUACUAAGCGAAGAAGAAUACGAAAGAAACAAAACUGUACUGCCUUAUGAUAUACAAACGAUAACAAGCGAGGAAGAUGCUGGAAGAUCACAUGAGCAAUUUUCUAGAACAAAACAUAAACAGUUGAAACGUAAAAAAGUCAAAGAUGCCUUGGGGCAAGAUGCUCUCAGGCAGGAAACCCUUCAAAUAGAAGAGUUUUUUUCAUUGGCAUGCGACAUGUGCGGUGAUCAUGCACCAAAUUUAUCAUCAUUGAAAGUUCAUUUCCGCAAGAACCAUCAUGAUUCGGCGUACAUUGUCUGUCACUGCGAGAAAAGAUUAUCUACACGUAGACGAUGUUUGCUUCACCACAUGGCUUGGCACAAGAAUCCUGAUGUUUUCCGCUGUGAGUUGUGUAGUAGGUGCUAUAAAACUAAAGAAUCUCUAACGGUUCAUCAGUCUAAAUCUCACGGAAUAGGAAAAGAAAAACUGUUCAAGUGCGAUCAAUGUACGCGAACAUUUGUGAAGCAGACCACUCUUGAAACUCAUAGAUUAACUCAUACAAAAGUGCAAUGUUCACAAUGCAGCGCAAUACUGGCUAACAAAGAGUGUCUUAAAGCGCACAUUGUAAAUAAACAUAGCGAGAAAGAUCGAAGAAUGAUUUGUGAUACUUGCGGUCAGGAGUUUUUGGAUAAAAUUUCGUUCGAGCGCCAUACGCUAAGGCACAUGGGCAUCGAAGUGCUGAAAAAAGUUCAGUGCCACAUCUGCCAACAGUGGAUCAAAGGGGAACGAGGACUACGGUUGCACAUGUUCAGCCUGCACUACGAAGGUGAACAAACAUGUGACAUUUGUCAACGCAAAUAUCCAAACAGCCGGACGCUUCGUAACCACAAACGAACUGUACAUAUCGAAGGAAAAUUUAAAUGCGAUUUCUGUGAGAAGAAAUUUAAGCAGCCAAUUAGCCUCAAGGAACACCGAGCCACACAUACAGGAGAGAUUUUAUACUCCUGUGAGUACUGCUGCAAGGGCACAAAUUCCAAAUCAAAUCUGUACGUUCACAUUAAAAAAGCUCAUCCUAUGGAAUGGGCAGAGAGACGGCAAAAAUGAGUUGAGGUGGGCCAGACGGCUCUUUUCCAAGAGCGGCUCUGAACCGCUCACUUAUCGUUGCGAACCGACUCAUGGUUCACAAAGACUAACGUGCAAGGUUGACUUCUGUUGCUUCGGUACCUAUACUUCGGUUUCGGGAGAACUCUCAGUUUUGAUGCGCUCAAAGAACCGUGGUUCAUUUUGGUGAGCCGUUCACUCGUUCGCUCUUUUCUGUAAACCGGUUCAUACGAAAGACUCGUGAGCAGUUCGUCGAUCCCUAUCAUAGCAUGCUCUUGAUAUGCUACGAUUCGACCUAUGUCAUGGAAUAAACUAUGCAGUUUGUUUUUGUAACUAUAAUAAUUACUGAUGAAACUUA